Rubroshorea leprosula is the source of this 616-nucleotide messenger RNA. Lineage: Eukaryota; Viridiplantae; Streptophyta; Magnoliopsida; Malvales; Dipterocarpaceae. The record is from the annotation of a GenBank genome assembly.
CUAAAACCCUAACGCAGGGUCGCCGUCUACCUUCUCUUCUCUGCUCCUCGUCCUCCUCAGCUUCUGUGUUUUCCUGAAAUUUAGUUUAGGGUUUUGUGCUUCGUUCUUUGUUUUCUUUUUCUUCUAUUUGAGAGAUCGAAGGAGACCAAAUGACGAAUUUUUUGAAUAGGCGAAUACUCCGACUUCGGUUUGGGUAUAAUGAUUUGCUUCUUUGAAUAGGAAGAUCUGAUGGCUCUUUCAUCCAUCUUCAAAUUUCCUUUUUCUUCAAUUGCUCUGUAUAAAGCCAAUGAUGAAAUUUUGGGUUUUACUGAAAUGCAGAUUCUGAGAUCUGCAUGAAUCGUGUUUGAAACUCAUGAACUAGGACGGUCUGAGGCUUCGAAGUUCCGGUGAAAUGAUUUCCGGCGUUUUCUGUUUUCUCUCCUUUUUUUUUUCUUUCAAGGAAUAGCUCCCUACAGUGCUGUGCAUGAUGAGAACAUUUUUUUCAUUACAGUUAUCCCUGUCUGAUCACUCGUGCUGAAAAAUUAUGAUCUGACACUCACUGUGGAGCUUAAAGAGAGCAUUUUUGAGGAUUCCUCUUUGAAUCCCCGACGUUUUUCAAUACAAAUCUUCAUUUUGU